AUGACAAUUAAGGUGAAGCGUGCGACGACAAUGGCUCGGCAGCAUCCAGGCAUCACUUUCGUUCACCCUCACGACCCUUCCACCCCACCGAAGCGGAAGUCAAACCCAAAAUGGCUACGACGGCAUGUCAUGUUGGCUCACCUUUCCAAAUGUGCUGGGCCUGCGGAGAACAAAACUUGUGCGCAACAUCUCAAGGACACGCAAAGUAUCACAAGUACCAAUGGGGAUGAUUCCAAAGCCUUAGAGCUUCUACUUCGGCCCAACUCUUUAGCCAGGUCUCCGGCACUACCGUCUUCUGGUCCUACCUACGCUUGCGGCGCAAUGUCCAUGUCAGAGACUGCAGUAUGGUUCUUCUGCAGCCAUCUCAGGGAGGCGCAAGCCCAUCUCUUCACAGCUGCGCACAAAACUUGGGUGGAGCAACUCUGGGACGCUGCACGGUACGACGCGCUGGUCUUGCGAUGCAUUUCUCUCUCGAUGCUGCUGAAGAGAGCGAAUCUGACUGGGCAGGCGGAGUGGGCAUCCUACUACAAGGAGAAGCAGAGUCUCUUGCGUGAUCUCAAGGCGGCCAUUGGUCGUCUGCACAAGUUGGGGUCCCAACCCCAGCAGUCUUUGGCUCUUGCUAUGGCGCUGCUCUCAGAGCUUGAAAGUCGAGAAUUGGGCGAUCUUCCUGCCGCUCGGAUCCAUCUCAAGGCUAUUUCAAACCUCUUUCCGAACCAUCGGCUGAGCCAUGCGGCAUGGAGAGUAGCUUCACGAGUCGACCUGCGACAGUCAUUGGUAUCCGGCGAGCGUCCGCUCAUGACCUACUAUAUUCCCGAGGGAUACAAAAAGAGGCUACGCAACAGCACCGAGUUCGCGGCCCAAGCAACAGCCCUCAGUCUCGAGAACUGCCGGGCACUUCCUGAAUCCCGUCUACUUGACAACGGUAGAAGCUUUGAGCUGCUCCGGAACCUCCAUCAGAUCUGUCUUCCAUGGGACGUCAUGAUCGCGGACUCGGAAGUCCCUCUUGGCCAUGUGUAUGACCUGGCAUAUCGCCUGCGAUUGCUGCACGCAGACGCAUCUGCUAACAUCGCCACGGACAACGAGCUGGUCGUAAAGGUGGUAUCCCUAACAUUGCAGCUUCAUUCCUGGAUCAUAUCUAGGUACUGGACAGUCCAGGUGCGCAAUCUUCAUGCAUCGACAUUGAAACGCGCAUUGGAUCCACUUCCAUCCAACCUGCUCGAAAUCUGGCUGGAUCAGGGCGGCGAGUAUUCCUCACUUCUCUGGGUCCUCUUUUCGUUUUCUGCCGCGAAGCUCGACAUGGACCCUUCCGGCAAGCCCAAUCUGCUGCCUAUUCUGCUGGCCAAAACAUGCCAGAAGCUCGGCAUCAAUAGCAUCCAGGAAUUCGAGGCAAAGCUCAAGCGGUGGCCAUGGCUGGACAGCUGGCACGGUCCACGGAUGGAACUGGUGUGGGCUGAAAUGAACGAUCCUGCUGAGGUGCCUCCGUUGUCCGCCAAAGCUUCCGAAAUCUUGAAGGCUAUCCAAGAUCCAAAACACCUGGAAAAACGCUGGUUUCUGGGAAGUCAGGAGUUCUACAGCAGCUUAUAG
Messenger RNA from Saxophila tyrrhenica, 1584 nucleotides. RefSeq lists its product as uncharacterized. Lineage: Eukaryota; Fungi; Ascomycota; Dothideomycetes; Mycosphaerellales; Extremaceae. Bases 1 to 1584 code for a protein of 527 amino acids. The transcript is spliced from 2 exons. The record is from RefSeq and is a predicted model, not a curated record.